AUGCAAGAACAGGCAGGACUCACUUCCUUUCCCGAUGCUAAGGGGGUCCCCGAACGCGAGAUAUCGUCUGAUCCUCAGCUAAACUUCAAUGGGCUUGGCAGGCUGAAGGGUGUCACCUAUCGCGUCGGUUUCCAGGUUCAGCGUGAGCUGCGCAAUCAAUUCGAACCAUGGCUCAGAGUACCGCCACCUCCAUUUGACUGUAUCGAUCCGAAACUCACGCUACUUGCCCAGUACUAUAAGGCUAAAAUAGAGACGGCAGACGGCCGACAGGUCGCCCAACUCACCUACCGAGUCGUGAAUGGAAAUUAUCUCGAAGAUUUCCAUGAGGAUCUUCAAAUGUCCGAGUAUGGCGGCCAGGAAUUAGAAGAAAUAUUUGCUCUCCUGUACGAAAACGAUGGCCGCUUGCGCGACAGGUGGAUGACCGGCCGAGACGCCGGCACAAAGAUCUUCGGACCAGAGCUGAGUGCCAAGGCUACGAAGGUCGCAGUACUUUCCUGCGUCGACAAGGACCCACGCGGCGACUUUCUCAUGGUACACGAGGAUUUUCGCCGACACGGAAUUGGUCAAUGGGCACUUCAGGCGCUCCUACAAGUGCUCCGUGACGAGGGCGUGAAGGUAGUGCUAACGCGGCCUACCGCUCCUCGCCUUGAGCCGGAGUACAAGGGGACGCCUGUUGAAACGCUGUAUCUGAGACGUAACCUUAGAUUCGCCCGUAAGGCCGGGUUCCGCAGAGUGGGUCUGUCGCCAAUUUUCGCUUACAUGGCCACCGAUUCCAACCACCCCUCACGCCAGUUGCCUGCGGACGGGGACACAGAUCCUGCGAGCCCAUGACGACAUCCUUGGUUUACGGCUUGGCUAGACGACCAUCCCCUCCCUUCAUCUGCUAUCGUGCUUUCGUCUCAGUCGUUCACUUGUAUCGAUGGCAUUCAACUGCCUUCCGUGAGCAAUUGUAACCAUAAAAAAUCGUGUAUCACCGCAGACCCUCCCUUUUCUACUCAGCUCGUUUCGCGAUGUACGGCUUGUUCUGCAGUUACGUCACACCUGCUUGAUUGUUCAUUCUGUCAUCAUGAUCGCGCCCAGACUAGGCCUCACGACUUCCCCGAAUGUCACUGUUGGGAAAAAAGAAAGCCCAUGAUUGGGCAGUCCGCAGCCUUGCCU
Fomitopsis serialis is the source of this 1158-nucleotide messenger RNA. RefSeq lists its product as uncharacterized. NCBI's taxonomy places the organism in Eukaryota, Fungi, Basidiomycota, Agaricomycetes, Polyporales, Fomitopsidaceae. The transcript is spliced from 5 exons. The record is from RefSeq and is a predicted model, not a curated record. Gene Ontology annotation, molecular function: acyltransferase activity, transferring groups other than amino-acyl groups. Bases 1 to 831 code for a protein of 276 amino acids.